This is a messenger RNA of Ochotona princeps (American pika), 2237 nucleotides long. Its product is annotated as orphan sodium- and chloride-dependent neurotransmitter transporter NTT5. The transcript is spliced from 12 exons. NCBI's taxonomy places the organism in Eukaryota, Metazoa, Chordata, Mammalia, Lagomorpha, Ochotonidae. Bases 46 to 2184 code for a protein of 712 amino acids. Gene Ontology annotation, cellular component: membrane. The record is from RefSeq and is a predicted model, not a curated record. Gene Ontology annotation, biological process: sodium ion transmembrane transport.
AUCCGUUUAAAACAGCUUAUUGAGCUUGUAGACCUGCGCGCCGGGAUGUCAACCACAGCCAGCCCGGACGCUGAGAUGCCGCCCCAGCCCAGCAAGGCCCAGGCCGUGGCACCCGCGAGCCUGGCGCCUCCGUGCUCCGCAUCUCUUUCUGCUACCUUCGUGCCUCCCCUGAACGUGCGGGCCAAGCUGCUGCCCCUGGAGAAGCUGUCCGUGACCCCAGAAAGGGACAGCCUGUCAUCCUACAUCUGGUCUGAGAACAGUGAGGAGGUGAUCAGGUCCGCAGAAAAGCCCCUGGAGGAAGCCCACCUCGACCGACCCUCCUGGGCCAAUAAAAUGGAGUACCUGCUGGCCCAGGUGGGCUUCUCGGUGGGGCUGGGCACCAUCUGGCGCUUCCCUUACCUGUGUUUCCACAACGGACGUGGGAGCUUCCUCAUCAUAUACCUGCCCAUGCUGUUCCUGCUCGGGGUGCCGCUCCUCUUCCUGGAGAUGGCCACUGGCCAGAGGCUGCGCCAGGGCAGCGUCGGCGUGUGGAAGGGCAUCAGCCCUUGGAUUGGCGGUGUGGGAUACGCCAGCAUCAUGGUCUGCAUCAUCGUGGGGCUCUACAACAGCAUGCUCAUGGCGUGGAGUCUCUUCUACUUCCUGCAGUCCUUCCAGAAUCCGCUGCCCUGGCAGCUGUGCCCCAUGGUGAAUAGCAGCAAAGCAGAUCCGGAAUGUGCCCAGACCACCUCCACCAUUUACUUCUGGUACCGGAAAAUGCUGAAUGCGUCUGACGAGAUCCAGCCCGAUGGCCUGCCAGUCCUGCAUCUCAGCAUGUCGCUCUUCCUGACCUGGGCCAUCGUCUGCAUCUCCAUGAUCAGAGGGCUCCGGUCCACGGGGAAGAUGCUGUACGUGUCGGUCUCCCUCUCCUACGUCAUCCUCUUCUGCCUCCUCAUCCGGAGCCUGCUGCUGGAAGGCUCACAGUACGGUCUCCAGCGUUUGCUCAACGCUGAGGCAAAAGCCCUGUACUCCAUGGAGGUGUGGCGCCGGGCCGGGAACCAGCUGUUCCUGUCCACGGGCCCCGGCUUCGGCAUCUUCACCGCCAUCAGCUCCUACGUCCCUCGGUCCAACAACUGUGUCGGUGACGCCUUCUUUGUGGCUCUUCUCAACCUGGCCGCGUCCCUGACCACCACGGUGGUCGUGUUUGCCAUCUUGGGCCACCUGGCCACCGUGAACACCAGCAAGUGUUAUGUGAAGAACGCCCAAACAGUGGUGGAGCUGGUGGCUGCUGGGACCCUGCCCCCAGAGGCCCUGCCGCCCAAGUAUCUGGAACAGAAUCCCAGCUACAACUACGAGAAGUGGAUCGAGGCCCUCCCCAGAAAUAUCAGAACUAAGGUCUUCCAACACGUGAUCCAUUGCAGCUUGCCUCAGGCAUUCAGUGACGUGAUGGAGGGUCCAGGCGUGGCCUUCGUGUCAUUUACCGACCUCAUCUCUGAGUUUACCGGCCCCACCUUCUGGGCCAUGAUCAUCUUCCUGAUGCUGGUCAACAUGGGGCUGAGCAGCAUGCUGGGGCUCAUGCAGGGGGUCAUCACCCCGCUGCAGGACACCUUCAGCAGCCUCAGGAAGCACACCAAUCUGCUGACAGUGGGGGUCUGUCUGCCCAUGUUCCUGGGGAGCCUCAUCUUCACAAGGCCCUCGGGCAGCUACCUGGUGAACCUGCUGGACGAUUACUGGGCCUCGCUGCCCCUCUUCUUCAUCGUCAUCGUGGAGAAUGUCGCCAUAGCCUGGGUCUACGGGGCCAGGAGGUUCCUGGCCGAUGUCAUUGUCAUGCUGGGCCGGGCCCUGUCGCCCGUGUACCACUGGCUGUGGUGCUGUGUGUCUCCAGUGGUGCUGCUCAUCCUGUUCGUGACCACGUUGAUCCAUUUGAGUGUGAAACCCACCAGCUACAUGGCCUGGGACUCUGGCAUCUCAAAUGAGGUGAAGCGAGAGUACCCACAGUGGGCCAAUGAGCUGCUCGUGGCUCUGAUCGUCAUGGCCAUCCUGCCCGUCCCUGCCUACUUCCUGUGCGUCCUCAUCAAAACGGCCUUCAAGACCCACUCGAGCAGCGCGAUCAUCUUCAGACCCAAAGCCGUCGAGGACUCGCCGAGGCCUCACUCAUGGAUUAAGAAGAGACAAAUCCCAAAGAUGGGUAAAAAUGUGGAUAAGUAACCGGCGAAUAAUAAUAACAAUAAUAAAGAUUUGGUUCACUUGGCAUCACCUCA